Molecule: messenger RNA, 8384 nt
Organism: Pseudonaja textilis
Lineage: Eukaryota; Metazoa; Chordata; Lepidosauria; Squamata; Elapidae
Source: RefSeq, a predicted model, not a curated record
UAGCCAGAGGAAAAUCCAAGGUUGAAAUGUUGAAAUUCUCUGCCAUGCCAAUGGUACUGCUGUACUAUUUGACUCUCUGGGGCCAGAUAGCUGAUGUUCAAGGCACAGAAGAGCCUGACUUAUACCAUGGUUGUUUGGAAGGAAGCUGUUACCCAGCCACAGGAAACCUGCUCAUUGGGAGGGCCCAAAACCUGAGCGCGACAUCAACGUGUGGCCUGGAAGAGCCUCAGGAGUAUUGCAUUGUCAGCCAUCUUCAGGACUCUGAGAAAUGCUUCAUUUGUGACUCACGUUCAGCCUCUUUCCGUGAGAGCCACCACAUUGAGAAUGUCAUCUACCUUACUGGACAGAAUGGUGAACAGACCUGGUGGCAGUCUGAGAAUGGUGUAGAGCAGGUCAGCAUUCGAUUAGACCUGGAAGCUGAAUUGCACUUUACUCACCUAAUAAUGAAAUUCAAGACUUUCCGUCCAGCAGCAAUGCUCAUUGAGCGUUCAUCAGAUUUUGGGCAAAGCUGGAAAGUUUAUCGCUACUUUGCCUUCAAUUGCUCCAAGCUCUUCCCAGAUGUUCCUACUCAGAUCCCAACACAUGUCAAUCAAGCAAUGUGCGAUGAGAGAUACUCUGAGAUUGAGCCCUCCAACUAUGGUGAAGUCAUUUUCAAGGUACUAGAUCCAGCUGUGAAAGUAGAAGACCCUUACAGCCAGGAAAUCCAAGAUUUGUUACGUGUCACCAACUUGCGGGUGAACUUCACAAAGCUGCACACUCUGGGAGACAAUUUGUUAGACUCACGAUAUCAAGUACUGCAGAAAUACUACUAUGCGGUAUAUGAGAUGGUGCUUCGAGGGAGCUGCUUCUGUUAUGGACAUGCCUCCGAGUGUGCGCCGUUCACAGGAUCGGCUACUCCAGUUGAAGGCAUGAUCCACGGGCGGUGUGUCUGCAAGCACCACACCAAGGGCCUCAACUGUGAGUUCUGCAAGAAUUUCUAUCAGGACUUGCCCUGGAGUCCAGCCGAGGUCCACAAUCCACAUGCUUGCAAAGAGUGCAACUGCAACGAACACUCCCACCGGUGCCACUUUGACAUAGCCGUCUACCUGGCUACAGGUAACUCCAGUGGUGGGGUCUGUGACGAGUGCCAGCACAACACCAUGGGCCGCCACUGCCAGAGCUGCAAGCCGUUCUUUUACCGCAACCCACUGGCUGACAUUAGGGCCAAAACCGCGUGCAUUCCCUGUGACUGUGACCCAGCUGGCUCUUCGGAUGGAGGUGUGUGUGACAGUCAUACAGACACAACGCUGGGUAUGAUUGCGGGGCAGUGUCGCUGCAAAGAGAACGUCAAAGGUGCGCGUUGUGACAGCUGCAAAGAAGGCUUUUACAGCCUGAGCCUGAACGAUCCUCUUGGCUGCCAACCCUGCAGGUGUGACCCUCGUGGGAUCAUCACAGAGAGCAGCUCCUGUGACCAGAUCAGAGGUGAUUGCUAUUGCAAGCGUUUUGUCACUGGGCAGUACUGCGACCAAUGUUUGCCUGAAUACUGGGGUUUGAGCUACGACGUGGCAGGCUGCCGAAGCUGUGCUUGUGAUUUCGGAGGUGCCUACAACAAUAGAUGCUCUAUGAAUGAUGGCCAGUGUCCCUGUCGGCCCCACCUUAUGGGUCGUCAGUGCAAUGACGUGCAGCCGGGGUUCUUCUGUAUGCCCUUGGACUACUACAUGUAUGAAGCUGAACAUGCCACUGGUCUUCCUCCAACCGAUCCAGAUCUCCCAGGUCCCUUGAGGCCAGAAUCGCCUGUGGAUUGUGUGGAAUAUUACAACGGCGUCCAGAAUGGGCGCAGAGUGAGGCUGAGGCGCCAGCACAGCACAAUAAGGCUCUUGCAGCAGCGAGGGGUGCUCUCGCGAGCCCGACAGUUUCAACAAAAGCCUGAUGUGGAAGUUGUACAGAGAGAGCACACGGGCCAUAUGAUCACAUGGACAGGCCCAGGCUUCGCCCGUGUGCGCGAUGGGGCUGGACUAUCCUUCCACAUUGACAACAUUCCUUACCCAAUGGAAUAUGGCAUCUUGUUCCGCUAUGAGCCUGAGUCCACAGAAGAUUGGGAAGUUGUUGUCAGUGUCAGCUCGCAGGACCUACCAGUAAGUCCACGUUGUGGCAAUUUGCUGCCCUCUGAGCAGGUGUAUCAAGGGAGCUUGCCCCAUACCUCCAGGUACUUGCUUCUACCCAAGCCCUUCUGUUUUGAACCCAGAAACCAUUACAAGAUCAUCGUGCGGUUCCAAAGAGCAGGCGUAGCACAACGCCAUCCUGCAGCUUUCAUCCUGGUAGACUCGCUGGUUCUCUUACCCCAUGUGACAGAACUUCCUGGUUUCCAUGGUGACCACCCAGCUUCCGUGGAGCGCCGGGAGGCCCUGGAACACUACACUUGCCUGGAAUUGUUUCGCAUGGCCACCAUGCCUGACUUGCCUGAGACCUGUGCCCGCCUGCUCUGCAGCAUUUCUGCCCUGAUCCAUGAUGGGGGUCUGUCCUGUCAAUGUGACCUCCAGGGUUCCACCAGCAGCGUCUGCCAUAAACUGGGAGGACAGUGCCAGUGUAAGCCCAAUGUUAUGGGUCGGCAAUGUGACCAGUGUAUCCCAGGCACUUACGGAUUUGGACCUUAUGGCUGCAGCUCCUGUGCUUGUUCCCCUGAGGGUUCGACCUCCAAAAUCUGCAACCCAGUAAGUGGGCAAUGCCGAUGCCAGCAGGGUAUCACGGGACGCCAGUGUGAUCAGUGUCCACUAGACCAGUGGGGAUUCCCUCACUGCCGUCCUUGUCACUGUAACGGGCAUGCAGAGAAAUGUGAUUCACACACCGGAGCCUGUCAACAAUGCCGAGAUUAUACAGCAGGCCGCCAUUGUGAAAGGUGCCUGGAUGGAUACUAUGGAGACCCAGUCCUGGGAUCAGGGCAACAGUGUCGGCCGUGUCCUUGUCCCGGAUAUCCAGGUUCUCGCCAAUAUCACGGCAUUUCGUGCCAGGCUGACAGAGGCACAAACCAGAUAGUUUGCUUGUGUGCUCCUGGCUACACAGGGCCACGAUGUGAUCGCUGUUCCCCUGGCUAUUUUGGAACCCCUGGGCAGGAAGGGGGUGCAUGCCGCCCUUGUCAGUGUAACAAUAACAUUGAUCCCAGUGACCCCGAGGCCUGUGACCCACAUACUGGUCAGUGUCUACAUUGCCUUUACAACACCGGUGGACCCCACUGUGCUGAAUGUCAGCCUGGCUACUAUGGCAAUGCCUUUCAACGGAGCUGCCGACGCUGCACAUGUAAUGAACAGGGCACUUUGCCCACCUACUGCUCCGAAGGCAUCUGCCAUUGCGAUCAAACUACAGGCCAUUGCCCCUGCCGUGCCAAUGUGGUGGAAAAGAACUGCGACAGAUGUGCCCAGAACUUCUGGGGUUUCGGCAGCGACUUGGGCUGCCAGCCAUGUAACUGUGAUCCAAUCCAUUCGUUACGCGCAGACUGCAACGUGUUUACAGGGCAGUGCCACUGCCAGCCAGGUUUUGGAGGUCGUGUUUGUUCUCAUUGCCAAGAAAAUCACUGGGGCAACCCAGAAGUGCAGUGCUUAGCUUGUCAAUGUGACCCGAUCGGCUCUGAGAGCCCACAGUGUGACUGCCUAACUGGAGAGUGUUUAUGCCAUGGCAGCUUUACGGGAAGAAACUGUAACCAGUGCCGACGUGGUUUCCAGAAGAACUUUCCCCACUGUUCUCCCUGCCACGAGUGCUUCGGCCAGUGGGAUCUCGUGCUGCAUCAGCUCAAUGAACAGCUGAAAAGGCUGCAGGAGAGAGUGCGGGCCCUGAAGGAAGGCGGCCCCAUACCUGAUGCCAGCAACGGCCGUCUGCGCAGCCUGGAGAGAAGCUUGGCUUGGGUGGAACAGCUUCUGAUGGGUAGAAAGAGUCCGAGUGGUUCUGUGCUACAGCAGCUCAACAACCUCCUAGCAGAUACAAGGGCAGACAUGGAUAAGCUGUGGGAUCACCUGCAAAAUACAGAUUUGGGCCUGGAUAGCACUGAAUGGAAAGUGACAGAGCAAAGGAGCCACCUCAAAGCAUUGAAUGAAGAAGUAGGCAAACUGAACCAGACCGUUAACUACCUUAGAAGUCAACUGGGAAAGAUGGUAAACGCCAGCUUCAGUGAGUCUUUCCGUAGCAUCGUGGAGUACUUCCAGCAAUCGGAACAGGCCCUGAGGCAGGCCAAUGCCUCCGUUCGAGGGCGUCAAAGUCCCGUGGUCCAAGCCAAACAUACCCGGGUGGUCACGGUUGAGCUGUUGAGACAAAGAGGAAAGGCUUUUGGCAAGAGGGCAGCUGCUCACCAAAGGACUCUGAAUAACUUCCAACGGAAGGUUGAUGCUCUCCGCCUGAACAAUAUAAACCAGAAAAUCUGCGGAGGUUCUGGAGAAGAGGCCUGUGAAGAAGCUUCUUGUGGAGGAGCUUCCUGUAAGGACAGUUCAGGCCAAAGGCACUGUGGAGGCCCUGGUUGUACUGGAGCUCUUCCUAUGUCCCUCAAGGCCCUACAUUCUGCCCAGAAUAUCUCACAGCAGCUGGAGACCACAGCAAGUCAGUUGGUCACCAUUGUUAACAAGGUGCAAGAAGUCCAGAACCUGGCACAAGAUGCCAGGAACCACGCUCAGGACAUCUUGGACCAUGCUCAAGGAGCUCGGAACCAGGUAGAGAAAUCCACAGCCAAGCUGAGGGAAUUCAUCCAGAAGAUAAAAGACUUCCUAGCAGAGGAAGGUGCUGAUCCAGAGAGCAUUGAGCUGGUGGCUCAACAGGUCCUGAACAUUCCCCAGCCCAUCAGCCAAAGUGAGAUUGACAGUCUGAUUAAGGAGAUCUUGGAUAGAAUUGGCCAGCUGAACAGAGUGGAUGUUAUCCUGAACUGUACUGUGCAAAACCUAACCCUUGCUAGAGAUUUGCUGACAAAAGCAGAACAGGCCAGGGAAAAAGCAGAAGGUGUACAGGAAAUGGUGGUAGAAACAUCCGGAGUGUUGGACAGUGCCAAAGACAAAGUGAAGGCCGCCGAGCAAGCCCUGAAAAAGACAAAGGAAACCAUCCAGAGUGUGGAAGGCAAAGUCAAACAGGCUGUGACCCAGCUGGAAACACUCCUCAACAAGGAACUGCGACUGGAGAGGCGUCUGAAAGGCUUGGCACAGGAUGUGGCCACCUUACAAAAGAAGUCCCAGGAUAAUCAGCGCCAGGCCCAGCAGGCCACAGGAAAAGCCGAGCGUGCCACUAACAUAGCCCUCCGACUCAAAAAUGAGGUAGACGAGGUGAAGCAGAACUACCAGAAGCUUCAGGACGAAUUGGAGAAACAGCCCAAGGAUGUCCUGCUCAGGCUGAAAAAUCUUAGGGAGGAAGCCCAGAAUCUCCUAGAUAAGGCUAACAGCAGCAAAAGGAAGCUGGAAGAAUUGGAGAAGCGCUUUGGGGACAAUGAGAGAGAAAUGACAAGCAAAACCGAAGAACUUCAGAAGCUGGAGGCCACUGCACUGGGAUUACUGCAGAGUAUCCAAGAGCAAGCCAUUGCCUAUGCUACCUGCUAAGGUCAAAGUUUCUGUGGACAACCCUUUGGGCUGACUUCCUGCCAGCUCUGGACACAACUAUGGUAUGGUGCUUUCUGACGAUGUCAAUAACUGGCUCUUAAGAGACAAGGCUUUGGCAGUAAAUCCAGAGUCUUAAUGUAACCCAGAUCAUUUCAUCCUCAACUGACUAUAGCACUUAAAUCUACCCGGGAUCAGACGUUAAUAGGAUGAUUCCAAUGUGAAUAUUUUGUAAGAACAAUAUGUCUAGUCUAUGUUUUGACCUAGGAUUCUGGAACAUAGGCCAGUUUCUGAUGGUAUCAGCUGGAGAGAUAGAAUAUUUCCCCUGUAGUCAUAGAAUGGGAACCAGUUUGGUGCAGUGGUUAAAGCACAAGGCUAGAAACCAAGAGAUUAUGAGUUUUAGUCUUGCCUAAGGCAUGAACCAACUAGGUGACCUUGGGCCGGUCACUCACUCUCUGCCUAGAAAAGAGGCAUGGGCAAACCACUUCUGCAAUCUUGCCAAGAAAACAGCAGGGACUUGUCUAGCCAGUUGCCACCAGUCAACCAUGAUUUGGAGAUAAAUUGUUAUCCUAGUCAUGGAAAUACUUCCUCCUUCAAUACCCUCUUCCUAUCAUUCACAAUGAUAUUUUCAUUAUAGUGUGGAAACCAGCAUAAUUUCUGUAUCACCCAGGCUGCCAAUAUGAAUGCUGUAAAAACUUAAUUUAACUGACUGCCGUUCAAGAUUACUGAUCUUUCCUGGCACCUUUUUAAUUAUUGGUGUCCUUAUUUUUUUUAAUACAGUAAGGCACAUAUACACAAAAACAAUAAUUUUCUAAGAGAUUUUCCUUUCCUGGUUCCCUCAACUCCCAUAGUCAUCAAUUAGCAACUAGGACAGGGGUCUUCAAACUUAACAGCUUUAAGACUUGUGGACUUCCACUCCCAGAAUUCCUCCUCCAGUCACGUUAGCUCAGGAAUUCUGGGAGUGGAAGUCCACAAGUAUUAAACUUGUCACAUUUGAAGGUCCUUGAACUAGGUGUUGGUUACAGCAACACACAUACAAACUCAAAAUUAGGAGAAUUUUCCUAAUUUUGAUGACUGUUAAGCAGUGAAACCCCUCCCGGAGUCAUGGCAGCUCUAUCACUGGUGGUUUUCAAACAAAGGCUGAACAACCAUUUGUAUGACAUGAUAUAAAGAUCUUCUAGUCCAGGGUUGGACUAGAACUCCAUGAUCAUUUUCAAUUUACUAUUGUAUUAUUUUAAGUCCAACAUCACUGGCUUGGAGAAGACUGCAGGCCCUGAUACAAUAUUCAUCUCCUAUGAAUAUUUAUUGAAGGUCUCCUUCGGUAUGUCCCACUCCAGAUGAGGAACUUCCACUAGUGAGUUAAUGUCAGUAAUGAUUAUUUUGGGUUACCAAUUAUAGCCAUCAGCACACAUUAAUAUUAUUUUUUAAAAAAAAUACAAGGUAUGGAAAGUAUGCUUCUUGAAUUCUUUCCAACCCUGAGUGGCUUCAUUCUGGGUCACCUGACCAGGAUAAAUGGGGGCUUAAGAAUAGAGCACCUGGUAGCAUUCUAUUAUGGGUCUCCCAUAGGGAUAACAAAAUAACAGAGCUGGAAGGGACCUUGGAGAUCUUCUAGUCCAACCCGCUGCUCAGGCAGGAAACUAUAUCAUUUCAGACAAAUGGUUAUCAUCCAGUCGCUUCUUAAAAACUUCCAGUGUUGGAGAAUUCACAACUUCUGGAGGCAAGUUGUUCCACUGGCUAAUUGUUCUAACUGUCAGGAAAUUUCUCCUUAAUUCUAGGUUGCUUCUCUCUUUGAUUAGUUUCCACCCAUUGCUUCUUGUCCUGCCCUCAGGUGCUUUGGAAAAUAAAUUGACCCCCUCUUUUUUGUGGCAGCCCCUGAGAUAUUGGAACACUGCUAUCAUGUUGUACCCAAUUCCAGCAACCGUUCUUCAUAUGUUUUUUAGCUUCCAGUCCCGUAAUGGGGACUGGGACGCAUGUUUCUGAAUUUUAUUAUUCUCCAUCAGAUCUAUCCCAUUUCCUAACUCCAUUUUUCUUGUCUUUAUUUCUCCCCCUGCACACACACCCUUCAAAUAUGAUCCAGUUCGCAAUCAGUUUUGCCGAUAGAAAGACACACUCGGUAGAUAGACUAAUAGGCAGGCAUAAUCCUAAAUCCCUUUAGGUAAUUUCUUUCCAACAUGCUGAGCUGGGAAGAAUAAAAAAAGAUUGAAAUAGAUUCAGACCCAUUGUAAUCUUAAUAGCUUAGGAUGAACUCCAGUUCUCUUAUUGCCUCGUACAAGGAAAAUGUAAGGAGAGAAGAGGGUUCCCCAAAGUCUGUUGAUGAACCAACCAACAUUGAUUAAACGUUAGAUGGAGAUGGAGAAUUGGACAACUUAGCAAAUGAUCAGUUAGAGAUGAUUUGUUGAGAUGAGAUAGGAAAUUCCAUUUUAACAGAAGCAGAACAAUCAAUUAAUGGAUGUUUUUACCUUAUUUACAUGUCUCCUCCCCUUCAGACCUAUCCGGUACAAUACAGCUGGCAUUGAAGGUAAUCCUAGAUUUCAGGUCAUUUUCUUUUCACAUCCAUCCAUCAUUCAGCUUGAUUCCCACAGCCAUUUUUUUACCUACUUGUCUAAGAGAAGACUGACUGUAUUUCAAAACUAUUUAGAUAGAUAUUUAACCCAAUAUAGUAUAUCCCUCUUCCAUUUAAUGUUUUCCUGUUACAGAUGUAAUUAUCUGGAGAUAAAGAAAUGCCUCACGACUCCUAAUGGGUCAGUGGUGGGAUUCAAUUUUUUUUACUACCGGUUCUGUGGGCGUGGCUUGGUAGGUGUGGUAUGGCUUAGUGGGUGUGGCAGGGGAAGGAUAUUGUAAAAUCUC